AUGUGGCAACUCUUGGAAAGCAAGAUGUCUGCAGGAGUUUAUGUAGAGGAGGCUAAGCUGAUGGGGCUUGAGGACCCCAUGGCUAUUGUAGAUUACGUGAGUAAACGUCAGGCUGAGGAGCGAGAAGAACGAGCGAGGCAGCGUGAGCGUGAAAAGGAGGAAAGAGAAGAGCGGGACAGGCAGCGUGAACAUGAGCUGAAAAUGCAGCAGAUGAAGAUAGAGGAGGAGGAGAGGAAUCGCCGGCAUCAGCUGGAAAUGGUUCGUGUGCAGACGGAGACGAACGGGGGCUCCCCUGCCCAGCCAUCCACCUUGCCGCACAUCAGGUUACCUGCAUUUAAAGAAGAGCUCUAUCAGUUCGACGAAGCCACAAAGAAGCUUCAUUUCCAGAGCCUAUUUGAAGGUAAGCCCUUAGAAAUCCUCCAUCGUCUCGACGCAAGUGACAAGACGUACCUGUCGAUGAAGUCAGCAUUGAUGAGGGCGUACGGGCUGACGGUCGACGAAGCAAAACUUCAGUUCAAUCGUGCGAUGAUGCAAGACAAAGAAACUGCCGCUCAGUUCCUGGUUCGUUUGUCAGGCUACCUGGAUCAAUGGCUGGAGAAGGAUGGGACGCCGAACACGAAGGAAGGUCUCAGAGAUUUGGUGUUACGGUCUCAGCUGGAGAAGUCAUGUCCUCAGGAUCUCGUUGCCCAAUUUAAGAUUCACAAGACCAAGACAGCAGAGCAGAUGGCUGAUAAGGCGGAUGCCCAUUUUUCUGCCUUUGGGUAUCAUACGCGUAAGCAGUGGAAGAAGCCAGUCUCUUCACUGGGUCAGCAGCAGAGAAGGCAAGACUUACCUUUGCAGCAGCAGCAGCAGAAGUUACAUCCCACCUUAACUCACAAGAAUUCUCCGCAGUCGAAACACAGCAACAACGCAAAAAGAGCAGCUGCCUCUAUGAGUGAAGAAGACCCAUCACCCCAGUCUCCGGAAACGUCAGAGGUCAAACAUCAAACAACCUGCGUGCACAACUUUUGA
Penaeus vannamei (Pacific white shrimp) is the source of this 1011-nucleotide messenger RNA. The record is from RefSeq and is a predicted model, not a curated record. Lineage: Eukaryota; Metazoa; Arthropoda; Malacostraca; Decapoda; Penaeidae.